This is a messenger RNA of Notodromas monacha, 2421 nucleotides long. NCBI's taxonomy places the organism in Eukaryota, Metazoa, Arthropoda, Ostracoda, Podocopida, Cyprididae. The record is from the annotation of a GenBank genome assembly.
AUGAAUGGAGCUGCUUGGUCAGUGGCAGAGGACCUGCACUCACUCAUUCUUAUAGAUCCCAAUUCAUCAAGUCCUUCAGCAACAGCCCCAGGGAUAAUCAGUCAUCAACAGCCUGCUUUCAGAAAUAAUGUGCCAGUUGCAAGUUCUUUGGCAUCCAGCAGUGGACUUCCGUAUUCUGCAAACAGCUCCAGAGUCUCCACACCAUUGUUGCCAACUUCUGGCAGCAUUUCUGGUUCUUCUUAUCCAAGGAAGGCGAAAAUCUCUCUUGAUACGUUCCCAGCUGACGUCCUGAGGCAAAUGGAUUCACUCAGAGGACUGGGAAUUUUAACGGAUGUGGAUUUGUUGGUGGAGUCAGAAACUUUCAGUGCUCACAGGAUUGUUUUAGCUGCAGCAUCACCUUAUUUCAAGGCCAUGUUUGUAGAAGGAAGGGAACAAUGUGACCACGGGAAGCUAGUGCUCAAGGGAAUCUCUGGCAGUGUGAUGGCUGACUUCCUCAGGUGCCUCUACACCGGCGAAGUGUUCCUCAGUCAAAGCACUGUGUGUCAACUCUUGUCAGCUGCUGUCAUGUUCCAAGUUGCCCCCUUGCUGGAUGCUUGUUGCACUUACUUAACCUCACUCUUGGACUCUGGAAAUGCCAUUGGAAUCGCUGCUUUUGCGCAGAGACACGGAUGCGAAAUACUCCACCGACAUGCUGUGCAAUUCAUUGAGCGCCACUUUGUUGCAGUUAUUGGUAACUCGGUUAACAGACUUUCUGUUGAACAGAUCAAGUCCUUUACCUGGUCAGCAAUUCAAAUAUGGACACAAUGGCUCAUCCAUUCCAGCCACUCCAUGGAGUUUCUAGAGUUACCCUCACCUAGAGUAAUGGAGAUAAUCAAGAGCAGCAACUUGAACAUAGCAGAGGAGCGCAUAGUUUAUGAUGCAGUCAUGAGAUGGGUGAAGCAUGAUGAAGGAACAAGAACUGAGAAGGCAACAGCUCUUAUGAAGGGAGUCCGCUGUGAACACUUGCCAGAAACCUUUCUACAAGACCAACUAAAGCGAUGUGCUUUGAUCCAAAAAAGUCCCAGCUUAACUGGCUAUUUGGCUAGAGUUUACCAGGACAUCAGGGACCAGCACAAGCAUGGUAGUACAGAAAGUGCUUCCUCACACUUGAUUUAUGUUGUGGGAGGCUACCAGAAGUCUGCAGUGAAUGUGGUUGAGUGCUGGAACCCAAAGCAUCCCAAUUGGGAGUCUGUAGAGGGACAGUGGAAUCCUUGUUCCCCUUUGCCAGAGCCCAGGUCAGGCUGUGGAGCUGCUAUUUUGCAAGCAAGUUUUUCUCAUAUUGGAAUACUUUAUGUUGCUGGAGGAAGGAUUUACAAGCCAUCAGCUGGCUCCUAUGUGGACACAGAUCGCUGUGAUGCUUAUGAUCCCUAUACUAAGAAGUGGACCAGGUGCACAAACAUGCUCCACAAACGCAACAGACUCGGUUUGGUAACACUGGAUGGUUUCAUUUACGCCGUUGGUGGAUGCGACAAGAGCUGCUUUUUGAGAUCUGCUGAAAGAUACGACCCAACCAGAAACGUGUGGGACAGAAUUGGGUGGCUCAUCACGUCCAGAGUUGGGGCUGGUUACGCAGUGGACAAAUUCAUUUACGCAAUCGGGGGUUUCGAUGGCGCAGACAGACUGAAAUCAGUGGAACAAUACGACCCCACAACCACUCAGUGGAACUUUGUGGCUUCCAUGAAGGAAAAACGCAGUGGAGCCGGCGUGGCAGCAAUGGGUAAAUUUAUCUACGUCUUCGGAGGAUUCGACGGAUCCGCACAACUGAACACCAUAGAAAGAUACGACAUUGCUCAAGAUGUCUGGCAUUGUGUGGCCGUCAUGAAUUCUCCUCGUUCAGCCCUUGCAGUUUGCGUCGUCAGUGACAGAAUUUACACUAUUGGUGGGUAUGAUGGACAGGAUUUCCGGUCCGACGUGGACAUUUUUGACCCGGCGACCCAAAGUUGGGACUCGGGAUUGUCCCUGAAAUUCCCCAGAUCUGGUCACGCAGCAGCUGUGGCAUUCGGAAUGGUUCGCCGUCAUAAUAAUGGGAUGACCAGUAGCAGCAUCAGCAGUGGAGAGUCCAAGAAUCACAGCAGCAAUGCCGGACCCAACAGCGACAGUCCGUUGUUCGAACUGAUGAACGAAGACGACGUUGAUGUCGACAUUCGACAACAUAACAACGCAUUGGUCGAUGUGAAAACCGUCUUUCCAUUAUUACACUUUCUUCUUUCUCCUCCUCGGGUUGUGACUUUCAUUCGGGUUCCUUUUUGUAAACUGAGCAGGUGUCGAGCUUUUAGAACCCCCGGGGCCUCGUCGAACGUAACCCUUUUGGGCGGCACGCGAGUAAACGUCGUUGACGGCAAACGGAGACUCGCCAGCGACAAAAUCUGGAUCCAGAGCCAA